AAAAUAAAAACUAGAAGUAGAGUAUCUGAGUUCUGAAAGAACUAGGUUAGAGAUUUCGCGAGAAGGAAGAUGGAGCAAGAACAAGGAAACCUCGAAAGCUUCUUAACAUGGGCAUCACAAAUUGGAAUUUCAGAUUCAACAAACCAUUCUCAACACUUUUUUUCCUGUUUGGGUCAUUCCCUAUGCGUUUCUAUCUUCCCUCACUCUGGCGGUAGAGGUUUGGGUGCUGUGAGAGAUCUUAGAAGGGGAGAGAUUGUUCUGAGAGUUCCAAAAUCUGCUUUAAUGACUAGAGAGAGUGUUAUGGAAGAUAAAAAGCUCUGUAUUGCUGUCAAUAAGCAUCCUUCUCUAUCCUCAGUUCAGAUAUUGACUGUUUGCUUGUUAUAUGAAGUUGGUAAGGGAAAGACGUCAAGGUGGCAUCCUUACCUCAUGCAUUUGCCGCAAAGUUACGACGUGCUAGCCAUGUUUGGUGAAUUUGAGAAAAAUGCUCUGCAAGUGGAUGAAGCUAUUUGGAUCACAGAAAAAGCUGUGCUAAAAGCCAAAUCUGAAUGGAAAGAAGCUCAUGCCUUGAUGGAAGAUCUUAUGUUUAAGCCUCAGCUUUUAACAUUUAAGGCUUGGGUUUGGGCUGCUGCAACGAUAUCUUCCCGAACAUUGCAUAUACCAUGGGAUGAAGCUGGUUGUUUAUGCCCUGUGGGUGACUUAUUUAAUUACGAUGCACCUGGAGAAGAGCUAUCUGGUAUUGAGGAUGUAGAUAAUUUUCUAUCUAACUCUUCUAUCCCUGUAACCACCUUAUCAAAUGGAGACAAGAAUAUAGUUGUAGACGAAGAGCAGGUUGAUUUUCAUUCUCAGAGACUAACAGAUGGUGGAUUUGAUGAAGAUGCCAAUGCAUAUUGCUUCUACGCUAGGACACAUUACAAGAAAGGGGAUCAGGUUCUGUUAUGCUAUGGAACAUACACAAAUUUGGAGCUUCUUGAACACUAUGGAUUUCUCUUACAAGGAAAUCCAAAUGAUAAAGUUUUCAUCCCUUUGGAACCUGCUAUGUAUACUUCUACUUCAUGGUCUAAGGAAUCACUCUAUAUUCAUCAUAACGGGAAACCUUCGUUCGCACUACUAGCUGCAUUGCGAUUGUGGGCAACCCCUCAUAAUAAGAGGAGGUCUGUCGGACAUCUUGCGUAUUCUGGUUCUCAACUGUCUGCCGACAAUGAAACUUUCGUUAUGAAAUGGUUAUUGAAAACUUGCAAAGCUGUCUUAAAGAAUAUGUCGACAUCUAUUGAAGACGACACAUUACUCGUGAAUGCAUUGGAUAGUAGUAAAGAAUUUUUUACUUUCAUGGAGAUUGCUAAACUUAUGACUUCUAAGGAUGAAGUUUAUACAUUUUUAGAAGCUCAUAAUGUAACGACAGAUGCACAUAGUUUUACCGGUAUAUUGUUAUCAAAAAAAGUGAGAAGGUUGAUGGACAGGUGGAAAUUAGCGGUUGUAUGGAGGCUCAGGUAUAAGAAAGUCCUUGUUGAUUGUAUUGCUUAUUGCAAUGGAAUAUUGGAUUCUUUCAUGAAAUAAUGAGCUAUGAUUGAUUAAUUGGUUGUAAUGCAGUUAAGGUUUUUAUUUUUAUGUGAGUGAUAUGAUUUUACUGGUAAAAAA
Molecule: messenger RNA, 1635 nt
Organism: Cicer arietinum (chickpea)
Lineage: Eukaryota; Viridiplantae; Streptophyta; Magnoliopsida; Fabales; Fabaceae
Product: protein SET DOMAIN GROUP 40
Biological process (GO): peptidyl-lysine monomethylation
Molecular function (GO): protein binding; protein-lysine N-methyltransferase activity
Source: RefSeq, a predicted model, not a curated record